AUUCCGCAUUACCUUCAAGUAUGCCUUAAUCACUUACAUAUAUGUAUAAAUAAGUAUCCAUUUUCAUUGCUAAUGUCUUUCUCUCCUUUUUCAUUAAAACUAAUGGCAUCACUAAGGAACACUCUCCCACUCUUCUUCUGUCUCCUCGCCGCAACCGGUCCUUGGCUCUGCUCCGCCACCUCCGCCACAGACACUUUCGUCUACGGUGGCUGCUCCCAGCAAAAAUUCUCUCCCGCGUCUCCUUAUGAGUCAAACCUCAACUCGCUUCUCACUUCUCUAGUCAACUCAGCUACAUACUCUUCCUACAACAACUUCACCAUCAUGGGCUCUUCCUCUUCCGACACAGCUCGUGGUCUUUUCCAAUGCCGCGGUGACCUAUCCAUGCCCGACUGCGCCACGUGUGUGGCACGUGCCGUCUCCCAAGUCGGCCCUCUUUGCCCUUACACUUGCGGUGGAGCCCUCCAGUUAGCCGGUUGCUACGUCAAGUACGAUAAUGUCAGCUUUCUUGGUCAAGAAGACAAGACCGUUGUCCUAAAGAAAUGUGGUCCCUCUGAGGGUUACAAUACCGACGGGAUCAGCCGGAGAGACGCUGUUCUCACUGAGCUACUCGGGGGCGGAGGAUAUUUUCGAGCGGGAGGGUCCAGUGAUGUUCAAGGUAUGGGACAGUGUGUUGGAGAUCUAACCGUUUCAGAGUGCCAAGAUUGCCUGGGAACGGCCAUCGGACGGCUUAAAAACGAUUGUGGCACGGCCGUAUUUGGAGACAUGUUCUUGACCAAGUGUUACGCAAGAUAUUCAACUGGCGGUGGAAAAUACGAUGCCAAGUCGCACAAUUAUAAAGCAAACUAUGGUGGAGAAAGGACGUUCGCCAUUAUCAUAGGACUACUAGCUGCAGUUGUUCUUCUUAUUAUCUUCCUUCUUUUCCUAAGAGGCGUUUGCAGUCGCGGAGGUAAAUAAAUGUCAAGAGCGUGGAUCUCAGAAAAGCAAAACUUCAGAUGUGACGUAUAUCGCUUUGAAUUCUGUCGACUUUUUCAUUAUUUCUUUUUAAUUACUUUUCUGCACUAUUUUAAUUGUUUUAUCUCGAUUGUUGUUACAUAAUACUUGUGAUAAUAAAUUAUUUUAAUUAAAAGAUAGCUGAUGAAAGGAGGCUCUAAGAAAUGAAUUUGGGGCUUUAUGCAUAUCCAGAAGGCUGACU
Messenger RNA from Eruca vesicaria subsp. sativa (arugula), 1192 nucleotides. The record is from the annotation of a GenBank genome assembly. Lineage: Eukaryota; Viridiplantae; Streptophyta; Magnoliopsida; Brassicales; Brassicaceae.